This is a messenger RNA of Neolamprologus brichardi, 2279 nucleotides long. The record is from RefSeq and is a predicted model, not a curated record. Lineage: Eukaryota; Metazoa; Chordata; Actinopteri; Cichliformes; Cichlidae.
AACAGCAGCAGCAGCAGCAUGCUUGGCUGGAGCCUAAAACAGCCCGCAGCAGCGCUCAGUCUCCUGCGUCUUUAACCUGUCGGUGGUGGAAUACUUGAAGACACACGGAUAUCGACAUCUGUGGGAAUCACGAGAACAUUUGCACUUGUGUUCAUUAUUUUAGGUCUUUUUUUUUUAACGCUUUUGUGUUACCAGGCAGGACGAAGUCCGAGCAGCCAUGACAGGUUAUCCUGCAUCUACCAGAUACUUCCAGAGCCACCUCUGACCAAACUGGAUUUAGCGAACCCAAGAUGUCAGCGUGCAAUGACUUUGCAGAACACGUGUGGAAACCCGGCUCUUGUAAGAACUGCUUCCACCCGUUCAGCGCACACAAGACCGUUGGCUUCCCGGAUGGCGGCGCACCAGCUGCGUGUUUGAAGAGCAGCCCGGGAGGUGAUGAGGAAGCUUUAGUGACUGCGCCUUCACCCUACAGCAAGCCGACGAUAGCUGUGAAACCUACUAUGAUGAGCCUCGACACCAGCGAUGCUGCAGAUGUCAACAUGAACAUUGAGCAGGAGGAAAACACAAAGAGCCCAACUGAGAGGCUGCGCCUCAAGCAGCUCUUAGACCUGUCGUCUCUUUACAUUGAUAACAGCGGCUGCAAUAAGGCCCACAGAGACGCAGUUCUUCAGAGUGCCGACACCAAGAAAGACUGCAACAACGGCUUCUCUUUGACUCCCUUGUCCCCCACUAUCCUGCCCACUGACUCUAAGAUCAUCAGCAAUAUCUAUGUUACCCAGGAGGAGGGUCGAGGUUCUCAGAGUUUAAAGAAAAAUGCCAAUGAAGACUCCUGCAGGCAGCAGAAUAGUACAUCCGCUCUCCGAACCAAAAGCACUUUUAAUGGAAAUGUUGUGACUACCAGGUCGAAUUAUCAAGAAUGUCAUCAGGCAGCUGUGGAGAUUCCCUUUUCACUGGAUAUUGUCCCUACUAGCCCUGCCACAGUCCACAGCAAUGGUAUGAGCAGUGGGAGUGCGACGGGUGUUACCAUAAAGACAUCCAGCACUUCUACCACUUCCUGUGUGGAUGUUGCUAGCCCUAAAUCUCUUUGUCCCAUCCUGUCCAAACAGAGCAACCUAUCAGACUCUUCUUAUUCUUAUCGUAGCAGCACAGAUUCACUUCCUGGACCGGAAGGCUCAGGAGCAAGAAAAGACCGCUCGAGGAGCCCCCAAAGCCCACCAUCUAUGGGUAGCCCACAGUCAACUCCCACCUUUUUCAGUGGACAGAAAAGCUCAGAGCCAAUUUAUGCUGAGAGCACUAAGAAAAAGCGCAAGCAGCAAGAAAACGGACUGCAAUCUCAACCGGAGUCCCCAAACCAGACUGAGGAGUCCCUAAGCUCUGAGCAUGACCUCUCAGGAGACAGUCAGCGGGCCACCAUCACUGUAAUGGCUGCUCACAUGGAGGAGAACAACAGGACUUUCUACUUGAGCAGCCCGGAUUCGGCUGUUAGCACCCAGUGCCACUUCAGCCCCACGGCUCGUAAAGACCAGAGCAGUCCUGCUUUCCGUUGGCCCAGCCCCAGCCACAGCACAGGCUCUCUUGCUACAGAAGUAGGCUGUGCCCCUACUCUGCACCCCAAGCCCCAGUCCAGCCCACCAAUUCCUCCAAAGAGGAACACCCGCUCCCCAAAACUGGGCACCUCUAGCCUCUCAUCGUCCAUGUCUUCUCCAGUCCCACUUCCUGAACUUCCCAGACUACUGACCUCCAGCCUCUCUCCGUCUGUUUCAUCUCCCGUCCCUCUCACUGAACUCCCCAUGCUUUUCUUCGUCUCUACUAAAGAGGUCACUGCUGAGAACCAGAGCCCAGCACCCGAGCGAUGGCACAAGCCCCACCACCACAGCUCUGGCUGGAACUGCCGCAUUGAGGAAGAGGAGGAGGAGGAAGAAAGAGACCGGAAAGAGACUGAAAAGAAAAAGUUAGCCGCCAGUGCUGAGGCAACCUCUCGGGUGACAGGCGUAGUCAAUGGUGCUGCUGUCUGGAAGGAGGCCAGGGACUCGAAGGCCCACAGCGGCCCCCCUCCGCUGACAGAGCCAGGCACGGCCCCCCCAGCUGCCACUAACAAUGGUGCCUAUCAGGGGGAAACUAAGGGCAACGGCGCAGAGGCGGAGGGCAAGCAUAACGGGAGCAUGCCGGCAAAGCAACCGUUGCAUGGUGGCUCAUCAGAGCCGCUGGCACCAGGGAAGGGAGCUACCAGCCAUGACCCCAAUCCACCGCCUCCCCCACCCAAGAAACUGCACAGGUAA